ACAGCCUUACCUUUCUCUCACCUUGCAGAGAGUAGAGUGCAACAAAGAUACCAGAGAGCCAAAGAAGAAGCCAGAUAACAGGAGACAGACAUCUGAUGACAAAGGUGCUGAUGGCGGGGGGUAAACUGCUGGAAAUGUGGAAUAAAGGAGAUACAGAGAAAGAGUCCUGCAUAGACGAAGAAAGAGAAUCUCAACCACGUAAAAAAUUAUCCCACUCGAUUGAAGAAAUACUGAGGAGGCCCACGUGUGUCAGAAAAGAGAAAAGAGUUCAUCGUAACUGGUCCGUUAUCAAGGAGAACACCAGAAUAUCUAACCAGUUCUCAUCCACAGUAGAAACUCCACAAACCAGACUGCUUGAAGACUCUCCAAAAGCCGCAACAGACUGCAUGAGUCAGAGGAAAAAGAGGCAAACGAGGGUUACUUUCACACCGUUCCAGGUGCAGGAGCUGGAGAAAGUCUUCCAGCAGAGUCACUACCCAGACGUCAACGCCAGAGACCAGUUAGCCUCUUGCCUGCACCUCAAUGACAGCCGAAUACAGAUUUGGUUUCAGAACCGCAGAGCCAAAUGGAGGAAAGCUGAAACACUGAAGGAUAUCGAACUGAUGACUAAUAAGCACAUACUGCCAGCCAGUCAGCCCCUGCUUUAUUAUGAGCUCUUACAGAAGCCCCAGCUGCAUGCAGCAUGCUGGCUGCCCUGCUGCUUACCUAAACCCCUCCAAUCAAGGCUGUUCCUCGGAGCGACUUCAACACCCGUCUUGCUGAGCAACACAUAUUCCCCAGAUCACAGGACCCUGUAUUUUGACCCACUGGGAACAGACAGAUAGCACCUUCAGUCCUUAUAAUGACAUUAUUAUGUAUGUGGUACAAAGAUUAUAAUGAGUAACCUGUGAUACACACAACUGCUGUAGACUGUAAUCUGUGAGCUAUAAUUGUUUAAUUGAUGAGUAAUUGACAAAAUGUGUUGUAUAUACUGUGUUGUCAACCUGAAAUAAAGUUUGCAUGUUAAAAACUGAA
This is a messenger RNA of Dicentrarchus labrax (European seabass), 1014 nucleotides long. RefSeq names its product intestine-specific homeobox-like. The coding region runs from base 96 to 824 and encodes 242 amino acids. The record is from RefSeq and is a predicted model, not a curated record. Lineage: Eukaryota; Metazoa; Chordata; Actinopteri; Moronidae. Gene Ontology annotation, molecular function: RNA polymerase II transcription regulatory region sequence-specific DNA binding; DNA-binding transcription factor activity, RNA polymerase II-specific. Gene Ontology annotation, biological process: regulation of transcription by RNA polymerase II. The transcript has 5 exons.